CUCACUAUCUUUCCCUCUGCCACGAAUUCGGGUUGACUUUUCUCAAUCUAAUUCAACCUUCAUAGUUUGGGUUUUACUCAGUGGCACGUACCUGCUGCCACAUGUUAUGGUACCUUGUGGUCCGCAGGAGUCUGAAAUAAUGACACUUUCGGUACAGGAUACUGGGAGCUUUCAUCAUCUCCAUAUGUCUGGUGGAGUGAUACAACGUUAGUUUGGUACACAGACUGAGUGAUGUGGCAUUCUGGAUAUACGUACACAUGACCAAAUAAUUUCUGAAUCAGUUUGGAAUGAACAAUAUAACCAGAGCGGCCAGCACCAUCUGAACCAGUUUUUCACUCCACACAAUAGGUUUAAUAUUUUGAUUUAUUUUUAAUCGGGUGGCCAAUUGGAUCCGGAUCCGCAGUGAGGAAUGUGCCGCUGAGCCGGCUUGUCCGGCUCCAUGUGCGGCCUAGUCAGCAGCGCCGCCCGCUCGUUACCCUCAGCCGGCUCACAGCGGCUUGUAGGCCGCUUCCCCUCGGGCCCGGGCCCGAACUCGCGGCCGGCGGCCAUGCAGACAGCGGUUGUCCGCUGUGUCCCCACUGAGACCAAGUUGACCAUCUCGCUGCGGCUGGGGCCCGGGAACGGAAGCCAGCGGCACUUGCAGCGGGAGCAGAGCGAGAGCCUGCGGACCGCGCUCGGCCGCAUCGCCCACAACCUGCUCAAAGCGCAGGCCAAGCCCGGGAAAGGCCAGAAGGCGGCACAGGCCCCGGCUCAGGCCUCGGCCCCGCCGGUCGUCCUAUACCUGGGAGAGGAGCCGGUGCCCGGGGACACGAGUAACGCCGAGGCCUGGCAGGAUGGAGCCGUCUUACAGGUGGGGGAGGCCCGGUACCGGGUGGAGAGAAACCCGCCCACCUUGACCCAGCUCCGCUUACCCAGUUCCCUCCUGGCCGGCUUCCCGGUCUGCCCCAAAGUGGAGCUGGAGUUCGGGGAGGCCUCGCACUCUCUGUUCGAGUGGCUGAGGGAGGCGGACGGGGGCUGGGAGGCGGCGGCUAGCAGCCGAGUCUUCACCCCCAGUAACAGCUACAUCGGCCUGAAGCUGAAGUUGAGAUGUCACCCGGGCGACGGGCGGCGCUUCGGGGCCGCGGUGGAGCUGGAAAGCGGCGGCACGGUAGAGGCCGGCCCGGGAGCUUGUACCUUUGACAGCCGCCAGUGGUUCACCCGCCAGGGCCUGGAGGAGCCGCAACUCCGGGUGGUUUCCUACAACAUCCUGGCCGAUGUGUACGCUCAGACCGAGUUCUCCAGGAGCAACCUGUACCCUUAUUGCCCGCCCUAUGCACUGGAGAUCGACUACAGGCAGAACCUCAUCAAGAAGGAGCUCAGCGGCUACAAUGCCGACAUCAUCUGCCUCCAGGAGGUGGAUAAGAAUGUGUUCACCAACAGCCUGUCCCCGGCCCUGGAUGCUUUCGGCUUUCAGGGAGUGUUUCGGAUCAAGGAGAAGCAACACGAAGGUCUCGCAACUUUCUUCAGAGCCUCCAAGUACCGGCUGUUAAGUCAGCAUGAUGUGACCUUUAGUGAGGCUCUCGCUUCAGACCCCUUACACUUCGAGGUUUUGGAGAAGAUUUCUGCAAAUCCCACUGUUAAAGAAAAGGUGUUGCAAAGAUCAACCGCUUUCCAGGUUUGUGUACUUCAGUCUCUAAAAGAUUCAUCAAAGAAGUUGUGUGUUGGUAAUACUCAUCUUUACUGGCACCCCAAAGGAGGACACAUUCGCCUUGUUCAGAUAGCAAUCGCCUUUCGUCACCUCCAAAGAGUUACAACAGAGGUGUAUCCCGGUAUACCAGUAAUUUUUUGUGGUGACUUCAACAGCACCCCAAACUCAGGCUUGUAUGAAUUUGUCACCAAGGGACACAUUUCUGCUGAUCACCCCGAUUGGACUUCAAACGGUGAGGAAGAACAAUGCAGCAUGUCCCUUACACACUCAUUUAAACUAAAAAGUGCUUGUGGAGAACCUGCUUACACAAAUUAUGUAGGUGGCUUCCAAGGUUGCCUGGACUACAUUUUCAUAGAUAUUAACAUGUUUGAAGUUUUUCAGGUUAUUCCUUUUCCAAGUCACGAGGAAAUCAUCUGCCAUUUGGCUCUGCCAAGUGUUUCACAUCCAUCAGAUCAUAUUGCACUUAUCUGUGAUCUGAAGUGUAAAUAAAUGAUGAUGACUUGCAGGUUUGCUGCUACUUUAAGAAGUUUAUCAGCAUCUGUAAAGAGGAUAAUGGUUGGUAACGUUUUGGAUUUUGAUCUUUGUUCACAACCAACAGAUGCUGACAAACCUGUCAUUCCUGUAUUUUUUGUGUUUACUUUAAAUUUCAUCAUUUGUAGUUCCUUUUCAUAAAAGUUGAUUGGUCUUAAUAUAAUUGAAUAGAUCAGAAUGGUUGAGAAUAACAAUGCAUUGAACCUGGCAGGAUUUGUAAUGUUUGGAUGCAGAAAGGUUCACAUUUUACUGUACUGUAACUAGAAUAAAAUAUUCCUUGCAUGAAAUUGAAACAAAAAAAUUCCCAAUUCAGCUGUGAUACAUUUCUAAAUAAGCAUUGCAUUUAUCACAGGUCUGCAAUAAUCUGGUAGCCAGUGCAAUUAGAAGGAGACCUUGUAAAAUCUUAGGGAGAUAUAUUGCAAUUCCUCCUCUUCUGUAAAUCAUAAUAUGCAGAUAUGAUAGAUAUGAGUACAGAUUUGCACAUUUUUGUGGAAACUAAAUGUCGAUCCCAACUAUAGAAAAUGAAAUUGCAUGUUCAUUACUGCAAAUAAAUUGAUUUUUAAAAUGUACACCAUAAGGUAAAUAAACAUAGCCAACCUC
Messenger RNA from Carcharodon carcharias (great white shark), 2818 nucleotides. It is a transcript of the gene pde12, whose product is annotated as phosphodiesterase 12. Gene Ontology annotation, biological process: nuclear-transcribed mRNA catabolic process, deadenylation-dependent decay. The record is from RefSeq and is a predicted model, not a curated record. The coding region runs from base 440 to 2176 and encodes 578 amino acids. The transcript is spliced from 3 exons. NCBI's taxonomy places the organism in Eukaryota, Metazoa, Chordata, Chondrichthyes, Lamniformes, Lamnidae. Gene Ontology annotation, cellular component: mitochondrion. Gene Ontology annotation, molecular function: 3'-5'-RNA exonuclease activity.